AUUAACAUUUUACAAAUCACCACACACGCUGUUAUGCUGAUAAAGAAAUUGUGUAUAGAACAAAAUAGAUAUUGUUUUCAUUUUGCAUUGUGUUUAAAAGGAAUUGUAAUUUGAAACUUAGUGGCAUUGCUGUUAGUUCUGAGUGUUGGUCGUUAUUAUUAAAUUCACAACGAUUUUUGUUCAGUUAUAUGCACAAAUUAGUAAUAGUUUGAAUAUAUUUUAAGUGGAAAUCUUGUAAAAUGGGCUGCUUUUGGUCAGACGAGAAUCACGAGACGUGCCGACAUUGCAAUAGAAAAGCAGUUAAUAAUUUGAUUAUUGUGAAUGAAUGCUGCCAAAUAUGUCAUGAAUGGGUGACAAGACAAGAAAGUUCUGGAAGUCGGGUUGGUCUUCAAAGGCGUUCUAAUUUUGGUCCAUAUUAUGGUGAAUACAAAUGCCGGAGUUGCGGGCGAUACUGGAAUAGCAGACUUUGUUGGCCAAAGUCAUACCAAAUGUGUAAAAGGUGUAAAAUACCAGUCUACGCAUACAAUUACAGAGAAUUACGAGAUUCAGAUCUAUCUAAACAGGAGGAUAAGGAGCAUGCGAGUGAUUUAUGCCAAAAAUGCAAAGAAUUGGGACAUUAUUGUAGAUUCACUCGCAAGAAAGGAAAAUCAUUCAAGAAUUUCUAAACGAGAGAAACCACUUUAUAUAAAAAAUAUUUAAUCAAUACCAAAAAUAUGUUUAUUAAUAAAAUCUGAAAACGU
This is a messenger RNA of Pieris napi, 740 nucleotides long. RefSeq lists its product as uncharacterized. The transcript has 4 exons. Lineage: Eukaryota; Metazoa; Arthropoda; Insecta; Lepidoptera; Pieridae. The record is from RefSeq and is a predicted model, not a curated record. The coding region runs from base 240 to 665 and encodes 141 amino acids.